Pteronotus mesoamericanus is the source of this 910-nucleotide messenger RNA. It is a transcript of the gene CCDC92B, whose product is annotated as coiled-coil domain containing 92B. Bases 134 to 910 code for a protein of 258 amino acids. The transcript is spliced from 4 exons. NCBI's taxonomy places the organism in Eukaryota, Metazoa, Chordata, Mammalia, Chiroptera, Mormoopidae. The record is from RefSeq and is a predicted model, not a curated record.
GGGCGCUGCGGAACCCCGGGUGCAGCUAGUGUGGGGAAGGAGAGCUCCUCCCCCCGCCCGGCCCGCGGACCCAGGGCUCCUCUGGCCUGUCGCUCCCUCCGGUCCUGAAGGUGGGGCCCAGGCCUGGGUUGCCAUGGAUACCGUGUCCCUAGAGCAUCAGAUCCAGAGCGUGCAACGCCACAUCAGCUUCCUGAAGAAAGAGCAGAUGGCCCUGCUGCGGGACCUGCACCUGGAAAUCCUGAGGCUGCAGAAACGCUGCUCAGAACUGACCCAUGACCUGGAAAUGAGAGAGGCCCAAUCUCACCAGCAAGAGGCGGCGUCGCGGGAGCUAGAGAGCAAAUGCCGGGAGCUGGAGUCCCAGCUAGCGGAGCGGGCAGCGGCCAACUCCGAGCUGCGGCGGGAGGUGGCGCAACGUGAGGCGCUGGUGUCCGCGCUGCGCUGCAGUCUGCGCGCGGAAGAGCGCCGCUUCCUGGAGGAGCUGCGUCGGCGCAGCCACCGCGCCACCGUGCUGAGCACCGAGCUGCAGAAGCACACCGAGGCGGCCGCCUACCUCUCCUGCCAGCUGUACGCGGCACGCCAGAGACUGCAGGCACCGCGCCCGGGCCCCGGCGCCGCAGCUGAACCCCGGCCCCGCCGGCGCGCACAACGGGCUCGUCGCCCGCCCACUACGGAGGCCGCCGCCAAGGGCCCCCCCGGCCGGGACUGGGCCGCCUGGGACCGCGCGGCCUGCGCCUUGGACGACGCCGACCCCAUGCCCGACCCUGCGCUCUUCCUCUACGCUCGGAGGCCCCCGCGGCCCAGCGGCCGCAGCCCGCGCCAGCCGCCUCCCCAGGAGCCCCCGGACCAAACCGACCCACCGCCUGCGCCCAGUGCGCCCAGUGCACCCAGUGCACCCGGGGCCCCCGAGUAG